This is a messenger RNA of Armigeres subalbatus, 4550 nucleotides long. RefSeq lists its product as uncharacterized. Bases 1 to 4395 code for a protein of 1464 amino acids. Gene Ontology annotation, molecular function: nucleic acid binding; ligand-gated monoatomic ion channel activity. The record is from RefSeq and is a predicted model, not a curated record. Gene Ontology annotation, cellular component: membrane. The transcript has 10 exons. Lineage: Eukaryota; Metazoa; Arthropoda; Insecta; Diptera; Culicidae.
AUGUCUUUUUCGACUAACGGAAGUUCAGAUGCUUUGGUUUUGUCACAAGCGAAACUAAUUAAUCACAUCGUACUUACAUACUUUAUGGGAGCUUACACCAUGUGCCGGAUAAUGAAUGCAACUGACAAAGCGAUCGACGUACUCAUUAGUGACCCUCCAAUUGUCGUUGUGCAAAUUCAAAAUGGAAUAGUUGAAGCAAUCGACGUUGGUUGUAACGUUUUCUUGAUUGAGGAAGAUGCUGCGCUUGGUUUUUUGGAUGAUUUCGUGACAACACACGAUGCUGCUCGGUUUCGAUGUUCAACAAAGCAUUUUUUAAUUGUACUGCAAUCGACUGGUGAAGAACAGCAGAAUAUUCUUGAAAGAAUACAAAUGCACUCAGCACUGGAAGAUAUGCCGAAUAUUUUACUGAUUGCUCCAAAAGAUAAAGCAUUUGAGCUGAUCACAAAUCGUUUUGUUGGAAACUCACCAGAAUCGCAGGAUUAUAUUCUAUUGGAUACAUACAAAAUUGGAAAUGAAUCGUUCGUCUACAAAAACAACCUUUACCAAGACAAAUUGCUCGAUCUCAUGGGUAAACGCAUAAAAAUGGCUUCAUUCAACAUCAUUCCUUGGAUGAUAUUUCGGGAAGCGGAGGAUGGAAUUAUAAACUUCCACAAUCAGUCUUACACAAUGGACGGAACAGACGGAUAUUCUGUGGUUCAGUUUUGCUUACGCCACAACUGCUCCUGGGAUUUGUAUGUCGAUGAGAAACACCUCUAUGGAGAAAUUUUUGCGAACGGUACUGGUAAUGGGAUGUUUGGAGCUUUGUUAUCCAGAAAGGUUGGUUUCGCUAUUGGCGCAGUUGGCGGAUACCACAGCAUGUUCAAAUAUUUCACUUUAUCUAAGGCGUUACAAUGGGCGGGAGUUACUUGCCUAACAGCAAAACCUAAACUGGUACCAUAUUGGAAGUUUAUUUUCAUGAUCUUUUCGCCAUCAAUCUGGAGUAUCUUGAUUAUGACUUUUAUGAUAGUUACGUCAUGCUUGUAUUUGGCCAAUCGAAAAAAUCCACAGUACGGAGAUAAGGGUUACGUGUGGAUCUUCCUAAAAGUCCUAAAAACUUUCGUGCUGGCCACAGCUGAUCUGCAACGGAGCAACGUUUCCAGCGUUAUAUUGAUCACAUCCCUUCUCAUGUUCACACUUAUCGUUUGUAACGUUUACAUUGGACAAAUUCACAGCAUCCUUACCCUUCCGCCCUACCAAGCUUCAGUGAACACUGUGCAGGAUCUCAUCAAAAGCGGGCUUCGACUAGUGGCACCACAUUUAGCAUGGAUCUAUUCCAUAGAUGGAUCUGACAAUCCCAACGAUCAGAAACUGUUGGCUCACUUCCAAGUGGUCACGCCCGAGCGAAUGUCGGAAAUAGUGAACAACGGAUGGGAAGCCAUAAUGAUCGCGUUCCUCGAGAACGGCCACAGCAUGGUUGGCGAGGCCAUCAACGCUCAAAACAUUCGGCAAUACCGGCUCAUGAAGGAGGCACUCUACUACGAGUACGAAGUGGCCUAUGCUACCAAGACCUGGCCCCUGUUGGAUAAGUUCGAGCACCUGACCAUGUGGAUACGGGAUGCCUGCUUGUUUCAGUACCUGGAGCAAAUAACGGUCAAUCGAUACAUGGACUAUUGGGUGCAGAUUGCGAUUGAACAUUCCCGGGAAACACCUCAUGUCCAACUGAAAACCAUGGCUGUCGAGGAGAUCUCCGGCGCACUGAUGAUCCUAGGAGUGGGCUUUAUGAUAUCAAUUUCGGUGUUUCUAUUGGAAAUUGGAAAUCGAUACAUGGGGUGCCGAAUAAUACAGCCCCAUCGAGCAACCAAUUCAGAGGAGGAUACCGAGGUCGUAACGCUCGAGGAAAUAUUCUUCGAGGUGGAGGCCAGUAUAAUGGUAGAAAUCAUGGCUACCAAAACAACUACCAAACGCGAGGUCGUGGUAGAUAUGCGUAUCAAAACAGCCACAGUAAUCGCGGUGGAAAUAAUUUUCGGGGUGGAAAUCACCAUCAGCACUCGCGUGUUUUCUAUGCCCAGCCGGAAAACCAACCGAACCCCCAAUCUCAGAGUAGUGUUUGAAGAGUGUUUGCUGCUGCCUUUCCUGAAGAAACACGGUUGUUCCGUACUGUUUUUGCCGGAUUUGGCAUCUUGCCAUUACGGUAAAAAGGCUAUGGAGUGGUAUGCCGCCAACAACGUGCAGGUGGUUCCCAAGGACAAGAACCCUCCCAACACGCCAGAGCUCCGCCCAAUUGUUAAAUACUGGGCUAUUGUCAAGCGGAACCUAAAGAAGACCAAUAAAACUGCUAAGGACGAGCAGCAGUUCAAGGCAAACUGGCUUUCUGCGCCGAAGAAGGUGGACAAGGUGGCUGUACAAAAUCUGAUAGCAGGGGUCAAGCCCCUAAAAUGCUUUAUAAAAACGUCUUCCGUAAGCCGCCGUCUCAAUCAAAAAAGCAAUAUGUCCAACUUUAGUGCUUUGGGCACAAUAGAAAUCCCCGACGAUUUUGGGGUAUCAGCUUUGGUCAACCUAAUCGUUUUGCGCUAUUUUAAGGAUAUUUUUUGCACUUGCAUAAUCACCCAAACACCAGAAGAUGAUUACCUAAUAACAUUCAGGCCGCCCUACUCAGCAAUCUAUCUGGAUUUGACAACCGUUGAUGAACAAACACUGCUGGAUAGCAUCGACAACGGUUGUCAAUCUUUCAUAGUUACAACCAGCGCAUCGCAAACAUUUCUUGACGAAUUCCACUACUUUCAUGAUAGAGCACUCCAAAGAUUUUCCAACAAGAAAGUGGUAAUCCUUAUCGAUAACCAAACCAUCCAUUUAGAGAUUAAUGAGCUUGUUCAACACGAUGCCAUCCAUGACAUCCCGAACCUAUUAUUCGUGAUUCCUGACGACCAUGAUCGUAUAAAACUGAAGACUAAUCGAUUCAUCACCCAAGACCGAUACAGUGAUCUGAUUUUACUUGAUGAAUACAUCCCAUCGCUUGGUACGUUCUUGUACGAAAACGACCUGUUCCCACAAAAGUUACAUAACAUGGAAGGCCGCUAUCUUCGCUUGGCAAUAUUCAACUACCAUCCCUACACCAUGUGGGAGGAACUGAACUCAACCGGCGGAUCCAAUGCCGACUAUGAACAACAACCAGUACUGAACGUCGACGGAACCGAAAGCAGAAUAUUCCUGGAGUUCUGCGCCAAAUACAACUGCACCUUGGACAUUUCGCUUGACGAAGCCAACGAGUGGGGUGAGAUAUUCGACAAUCGUACCGGCAACGGCAUAAUCGGAGCCGUCGUUGAACACCGAGCGGAUAUUGGCGUUGGUGCUCUCUACUCGUGGCACCACGAGUCAAUCUAUCUUACCUUGUCGAAACCAAUCUCGAGGUCCGGAAUCACGUGCAUCACUCCCAUGCCGAAGCUGCUCAAUGGAUGGCUGAUUCCUAUUCUGCCGUUUUCGCAAAACCUGUGGAUCGCUGUUCUGAGUACGUUUCUUUUCAUGAGCUUCUUCUCGCUGUUCGUCAAUUAUCUGGUGGACAAUGUGUUGCACAAGGAGAACCGUCGUGUAGACUUAUGCGAGAGCUUCAUGAUCAUCGGCAGUAUCUUCAUCCUGCAAACCGUGCUACUGAGAAUCAAUCGAAGCAAACUGGUAUCGCAAAUGAUCAUCAUUGGGUCCCUGCUGUUCGUGGGGCUAAUGAUUGGAAACGUGUACAGUGGAGGGCUUUCCAGUAUUAUGACAAUCCCUCGCUACGAGCGCCCAAUCGACACCGUUCAAGAUCUGGCGGACAAUAAUUUUCCGUGGGCAUCAACCCACGAUGCUUGGAUCUUCUCCAUCCUAAUGGCCACUCAACCGACCAUCAUUAAAAUCCUUCAUAACUUUCAAACCCACCCCAAAGAGGUGCUGCACCACCACACAAAAACACUCGAUUUGGCCUACAGCGUGGAGCGAUUGCCAUAUGGCCAUUUCGCCAUCGGAGAGUACAUCGACGAGGAAGCUUCUCACAAAUUUCACCUCAUGAUAGAGGACAUAUACUGGGAAAACUGUGUAGCCAUGUCCACCAAAACGUGGCCCAUGAUGGAACAGUUGGACCAACUGAUUCUGACCAUAUUUCAGAGCGGCAUGCAGCGCUACUGGGAACUGCAGGUGGUGUCCAAAUUCGAGAACAACAAAGUUCAGCUGGCCAUCGCUACGUCACGCCAUCAGCAAAAUAGUGGACCAGUAAAAUUGCAACCGUCUCAUCUGCUGGGUGCGUUCAUGCUGCUAGGCUUUGGAUUGGCUGCAGGACUGGUGGUAUGCUUAGGGGAGGUUUCACUGGAGAAGUUUUCGCGAAAAGCGCCUCGUCGAAAAUGGUUCGGUUCGGCGAAUAGCUCCGAUCGUAACUCUAGCGGAGAAUAAUUUGAUAUUGGAACUGAGAUAGCUUCAUAUGGUGAGGGAGAAUAUCCUAAGAUGUUUCAUGACAUUUGUAAUAGAACUGACAAUUAUAGGCUAUGCGAUAUUCCAAUAGAGGUAAAAUAAACUAGAGAAAGAAUGAGGUGAUCCAGGCUUUUUAA